CAGCGCGCAGUGAACCCACUGGUUUCCAGGUGGCGUGUCGCUGCAGACGCAUCGCCUCCUCAUUCUGCUCCGCGUCGUUUGGACACGUUAGCUCGGAGCGCCUCUCAUCCUCGCGGACUCAGCGCGCGCGCCCGCCAGCGGACAUGGGGAUCUGCAGACUCUCAGCGCUGCUAUCACUGAUCGGAGGCGUUUUGUUUAUUUUACCUCAUUGUCUUGGGAAAAAUGUCCCGAUCAGACUGCAAAGUGGAGACAACUCCUCCUUAUCUGAAGGGAAAGGCGAAGGGCGCCCUCGUGUGACGAGGUCAGAGGUCGCCUGCGACAGCGGUUUUGAUGAGUUCUGCAUGAACAACGGCAAGUGCAUGUUCCUGGUGGACUUGAACGAGCGCCACUGCCAGUGUGACAUCGGCUUCUCUGGUCCCAGGUGUAUCAACCCCGACAUGGUCCGUCAAAAAAUGGCAGGGGAGGAAAUCGUUUUGAUCGUUUUCUGCGUGGGUUUGCUGUUGAUAGGUCUGGCUGGAGCGUUGUACUUCUUCUUUAAGUGGUACAAGAAAAACAAAUUCCCACGGCAGCAGAAACGGCAGGGAUACAGAGGCGUCCAGUUGGUUUAAGGUGUCACACAUCCACCUUCUGAAAAGCACCAAGCAGGACUGUUAAUGUUUUAUGAAUCUAGCUCAGCACACUUUGAUGUUUCCCAACAUGCUUAGAGACCGAGGGGCCGGUGCUCCUCGUCUCUGUGGGGCAGGCCGAUCGUCACAAAGAGAUUAAGAUGCUUUCAGAAGCCGCCUUGUUUGUGGAGCGAUCGUUUUCCAGCUGUACUUGUUCUUAAGUUUCGCCGACUUACACCUGAUUUGAAAAGAUGAAUAGUGAGACGCACAAGAAUCUUUUUGUGCGAGCGAAACCGCCCACGUGACGGUGGAGAAUUCACUGAACAGAACCCCCGUCCCUGUAGGAACUCGCUCCGAUCCGGGCUUUGUGUGCGAUUAAUGGUUUUGUCGUGACAGACAGGAAGCCGAGGAUUGAAUGAGACAACAUUCUUAGAAUUUAAUUAUCAUUUCACGGUUUGUGUUUCACUUCUCUUCAAAGAUCAUUGACUAAAUCGCUCAGUGACGGAUUUAAAAACAGAAACUAGCCUGUAAUAAUUUCACCUAUAGUCACCUGUUGUAUUUAUUGUGGUGUUUGACAUUUGGGAUUUAAAAUGUUAAAAAAAAGUUUUGUUAUUAUUUAUGUAGAAAAAUGUAACUUAUUUUCAAGUGUUGAUUGACUGUAGUUUCACCAGUUGCUCUAAAGCUUUAUAACUUCAUAUUUUUUAUGUGCAGUUCCAUUUCAUGAUGUGUGCGAGCGUUCACAUUCUUGUCGUGCAGCCUGAAAUUCUUCAACGUCAGAUGACCUCGUAGCAGAAAAGCUAUUUUACAUAAAAUGUUGAUUAAAGAAAUU
Molecule: messenger RNA, 1434 nt
Organism: Oryzias melastigma (Indian medaka)
Lineage: Eukaryota; Metazoa; Chordata; Actinopteri; Beloniformes; Adrianichthyidae
Product: proepiregulin
Exons: 5
Coding region: 144-608 (154 amino acids)
Biological process (GO): positive regulation of mitotic nuclear division; positive regulation of cell population proliferation; epidermal growth factor receptor signaling pathway
Source: RefSeq, a predicted model, not a curated record